This is a messenger RNA of Fraxinus pennsylvanica, 1101 nucleotides long. The record is from the annotation of a GenBank genome assembly. Lineage: Eukaryota; Viridiplantae; Streptophyta; Magnoliopsida; Lamiales; Oleaceae.
AUGACUAGUCUUGAACUUGGUCGUGUGUCAAUACAAAAAUACGCUUUUGAAGUUGUUCAUCACGAGAUUGAUGAACGGCUGUUACCCCUUUUAGCAUCUGUCGUGGGUAAAGAAGAUGGAAUCUUGGAUUUACAAGAUGUUUUUAAAAGAUUUUCCUUUGAUAGUAUUUGCAGAGUUUCAUUUGGGUUGGACCCAAAGUGUCUUGAUCUAUCCCUCCCAAUAACAAAAUUCGCAGCCGCCUUCGACCUAGCAUCGAAGCUGUCGGCUGAAAGAGCCAUGACGGCUUCGCCACUUCUUUGGAAGAUGAAGAGGUUGUUCAAUAUUGGAAGCGAGAAAAAACUUCAUAACGCAAUCAAGAUAAUCAACUUGUUAGCUCAUGAAGUCAUUAGGCAAAGGCGAAAAUUCAGGUUUUCCGAGGAGAAAGAUCUUCUUUCAAGAUUUAUGGUCACUGUCAGUGAUGAAAAUUACCUUAGGGAUAUUGUGAUAAGCUUCCUCUUGGCUGGCCGUGACACGGUGGCAUCAGCCUUGACGAGCUUUUUCUGGUUGAUGGCAAAGCACCCCGAGGUGGAGACAGCUAUUCUGGUCGAGGCUGAUCGAGUAAUUGGCCAAAACAAAAAACUCACAAGCUACAAACAACUCAAAGAACUUCACUAUUUGCGUGCUGCAGUAUAUGAGAGCAUGAGAUUGUAUCCACCAAUCCAAUUUGAUUCAAAAUUCUGUUUAGAAGACGAUGUUUUGUCAGAUGGUACUUUCGUUAAAAAGGGUACUAGAGUUACUUACCAUCCAUAUGCCAUGGGCAGAAUGGAAGAGAUUUGGGGGUCAGAUUGCUUGGAAUUCAAGCCAGAAAGAUGGUUGAAGGACGAAGGCGUUUUCUUUCAAGAAAACCCUUUUAAGUACCCAGUUUUUCAAGCUGGAGUUAGGAUUUGUUUAGGUAAAGAAAUGGCACUUGUGGAGCUCAUUAGUGUUGCACUUUCAUUGCUGAGGAGAUUUCGUAUUGAACUAGCCCAACUGCAGACCACUCCGCAGUUCUCUCCAGGCCUCACUGCCACUUUUAGGGGCGGUGUACAGGUCUUGGUCCGACCACGUACAGCUCCAUCCUAG